AUGUCUGGCUUUCUGCAAUGUUUAUCGCAUACACCUCUGAUAGGAUUGGUCAAUCCUGCGGAGACCGUCGUGGAAGAGAUCAGGAACUACACUGAAAAGGCCCGACAAAUGAUUGAAGACUUCGAUCCAGAGCUUGUUGUCAUAUUCGCACCUGACCACUAUAAUGGCUUCUUCCAUGAUGUGAUGCCGUCAUUUUGUGUGGGGAUAGAGGCACACGCCAUAGGCGAUUUCAACACCUUAAAGGGACCACUAUCCACUGCAUCGGAGCUGGCGACUAAAUUGGCCGAAUUAUGCAUAGACCAUGGUGUGGACAUCGCGACUUCACAGGGAAUGCAAGUGGAUCAUGGAUUUUCACAACCUCUGGGGUUAUUGCUCGGCGGAAUUGACAGAUAUCCCGUCAUACCAAUAUUCAUAAAUUGCAUUGCUUCGCCUUUGCCAACUUUCAAAAGGGCUAGGAUACUGGGAAAGGCAGUGGGGAGCUUCUGCAAGAUGUUGAACAAAAGAGUUCUCUUCCUAGCUUCCGGCGGAUUAUCUCACCAGCCGCCAAUACCUGAAUAUUCUACUGCUAGUGAAGAUGUGCGAAGUCUGCUCUUAGGGGCAGGAAAGAACCUCUCAACAGAAGCUCGGGAAGCGAGGACAAAUCGCACUAUUGACGCAGCUAAGCAGUUCGUGUUGGACCAGACCACGUUACAUACCCUUGCUCCAGAAUGGGACCAAGACUUUAUUGAUACCAUUGCCAACAAUAGGAUAUCGGCCGUUGACGAAGUGGAGAACCAGUAUGUUACUGAGAUAGCUGGUGCGUCGACGCAUGAAGUGAAGACAUGGGUUGCAGCGGCCUCUGCAAUGUCAAUGAUGGGUCCAUAUGAAUCCAUCAAUCGUUACUAUCGGCCAAUUCCUGAAUGGAUCUCUGGGUUCGGUGGCUUGACAGCCAGAUCACUGGAUGAGAAGAGAGUCUGUGGUGACGACGUCAAAGCGUCAGAGUCCACGCCAGCUUUGAAUACGUACAUAGCGAUAGGGACUCCAGUAAAAUAA
Molecule: messenger RNA, 1032 nt
Organism: Exophiala aquamarina CBS 119918
Lineage: Eukaryota; Fungi; Ascomycota; Eurotiomycetes; Chaetothyriales; Herpotrichiellaceae
Product: 2,3-dihydroxyphenylpropionate 1,2-dioxygenase
Exons: 1
Coding region: 1-1032 (343 amino acids)
Molecular function (GO): 3-carboxyethylcatechol 2,3-dioxygenase activity; ferrous iron binding
Source: RefSeq, a predicted model, not a curated record